Symbiodinium pilosum is the source of this 1368-nucleotide messenger RNA. The record is from the annotation of a GenBank genome assembly. Lineage: Eukaryota; Dinophyceae; Suessiales; Symbiodiniaceae.
AUGAACCCCGCCUUGAAGCGCCAGUUUGAGGCAGCAGCUGCGGUUGACAAAGUGGUGGAAAAGCAGAAGCAGGCUCGUGGACGAGAAAUCGGAACUGUCCUUGACUAUGACAAGGGUAAGGGCUUCGGCUUCAUCUUAGAUGGAGAUCAGGAGAAGAUCUUUGUCCACCAGUCACAGAUCGUUGCUCCGGGCUUCCGCAUGCUUGUGAAAGACCAGAAGGUAUCUUUCCUGCGUGGAGAGAAUCGCGGCAAGCCUUGGUGUGAGGAUGUGCGAAAUCCCGAUGGGUCUCCUAUAGCUCAGGAGAAGCCUGAAGAGAACUCGUCCACCAUGGCCAAAAAGCGUCGACAGCAGCUCAAGGAGCAGUGGCGAAACUUCUUUGAGAUACCACAGUAUGCUGUGAAGGGCUACGGCGAGUCAUUGCCAGCAACUGUGGCAAAUCAGGAUGCUUUCGUCCUUGGCGAGACUGUUCCCCAGCUGGGCAAGGUUUUCGUCAUGGCUCACGGGUGCACGGCAACGGUUGGAAAGGGCAACGAAUGUGCCACGUUUGCAAAGGAGAAGCUGCCGAAAUUCAUUGCCAAGGCUUAUGAGGAAAAGCCAGAUGCUGAGGAAGCUCUGAAGUCGGCCUUCGAGAUGCUGGAGACGGAGUUCAUGGAGCGGGCGAAGAUGAAAAGCCUCACUGACGGGGCUGAGGUCACCGCAGCUCUUUUUGUCCAUGCUCUCAACGCAUCUGGUCAGCCUUGCGUGCAGCUGUGGAUUGCAAACUGCGGCGCUUCUGUUGUGGCCCUGUGCAGCCACGAAGGCGCGCCCGUGCGGGUCAUGGAGCCAUUCACCACGCAGAAGGCAAGCGCUGCUCUCAAGGAGGUGGGCUUCAAUGUCACCGACUCGGGAAAAGUGGAUGUUUCCUUCGCAGAGGUUGGUCAGUCAAGACCGAGCCAGAUCUUCAGGAUGCCAGCGGCUAGACUGGUAGGUGGCAGGCCAUUCAAGACCACAAGGUCUCCAGUGGUGGGCCAGCCGGCAGUCAAAAAGGUGCGCGAGUGGCGCUGCGUCGCCGGGGAAGAGCCCUUCCUGGUUGUCUUUUCUGCAGAGGUGGCGUCCGUUCUCAAAGACCAGGAUGUCAUGAACGUUGCCUUAGAUGCCUGGGGAAGCCCGGCACAAGGGCUUGAUGGCUGGGAGGCAGCCAGCAAGGCUGUGGUGCGCACGGCGCAGGCCCAAGGCCCAGACCGCGAUUCCCUGGCUUGCAUGGCGGUGCAGUGCUGGUGGCAGGAAAAGCCGCUGCAGCGCCUCCUAGCCAAGAGGGCCGACAAGAAAGACGCGGAAACUGAGAAAGUGAGCAAGCCUGUUGAUGACGGCUUUGACAUGUUUGGGUGA